Molecule: messenger RNA, 2784 nt
Organism: Gossypium arboreum
Lineage: Eukaryota; Viridiplantae; Streptophyta; Magnoliopsida; Malvales; Malvaceae
Product: alanine--glyoxylate aminotransferase 2 homolog 3, mitochondrial-like
Exons: 9
Coding region: 231-1691 (486 amino acids)
Cellular component (GO): mitochondrion
Molecular function (GO): pyridoxal phosphate binding; transaminase activity
Source: RefSeq, a predicted model, not a curated record
AGGCAUUUUGAUUUGACAAACUAACAGAACAAUAAGUACACGUCAGCAGACACUUGCCCUUCCCUAUUAAACUGUUUUCCCUCUCAAUUCUUCCCUUCCAUAAAAAUACCAUCUUCCUCGUUUCGCUCCUUUAACAUUGCAUACCGCCACCAAACACAGUCCUACAUUUUUGGAACUUCUCUUCUCUUCUCUUUCCAAAAAAUAAAAACCAGAAAGAGAUCCAAAAAAUAAUGGUGCACGGUUUUAUUAGUCCAUGGAGAAGGGUGUUAUCGGAAACUACAUAUUCUCUGCGACGGGGGCAAUUUGGUCGACGACGCUGCUUCUCUCUGGUGGCUCACAAAGCUGAGCUUGAUAAAAACAAUAUCGAUUCUGUUCCUAAAUUGCCUCCCUUUGAUUACUCUCCGCCUCCUUACACCGGUCCUUCCGCCGUUGACAUCCUUUCCAAACGCAAGGAGUAUCUCAGCCCUUCCAUGUUUUACUUUUACCAGAAACCCUUGAACGUAGUGGAUGGGAGGAUGCAGUAUUUGUUCGAUGAGAACGGACGAAGGUACCUAGACGCAUUUGGAGGGAUUGCUACGGUGAGUUGCGGCCACUGUCAUCCUGAUGUGGUCGACGCAAUCGUCAACCAAACCAAGCGCUUACAACACUCCACUAUCCUUUACCUCAACAAUGCCAUCGCUGAUUUCGCUGAGGCCCUUGCCAAUAAGUUACCCGGCAAUCUCAAGGUUGUAUUCUUUACAAAUUCAGGGACAGAAGCAAACGAGUUAGCAAUGAUGAUAGCGAGAUUAUAUACUGGAUGCCAUGACAUUAUAUCAUUGAGGAACGCGUAUCAUGGGAAUGCAGCAGGAACUAUGGGCGCCACUGCCCAAAGUAACUGGAAGUUCAAUGUUAUCCAGAGUGGAGUUCAUCAUGCCAUAAACCCAGAUCCAUACCGAGGCGUAUUUGGUUCUGAAGGGGAGAAAUAUGCAAAAGAUGUCCAAGAUCUUAUUCAGUUUGGAACUUCUGGAAACAUCGCUGGUUUCAUUUCUGAAGCCAUACAGGGUGUUGGUGGAAUUAUCGAAUUGGCCCCAGGUUACAUGCCUGCUGUUUAUAGCACCAUAAAGAAAGCUGGAGGCCUUUGCAUAGCUGAUGAGGUUCAGGCUGGGUUUGCUCGCACAGGGAGCCAUUUCUGGGGAUUUGAGAACCAUGGAGUUGUUCCCGAUAUAGUAACAAUGGCAAAGGGCAUUGGAAAUGGCAUCCCUCUCGGUGCCGUAGUAACCACCCCUGAAAUUGCAGAGGUCUUGACCCGCAGAAGUUACUUCAAUACCUUUGGUGGGAAUCCUGUAUGUACUGCUGCAGGGUUAGCUGUCCUGAAAGUGAUCGAAAAAGAAAAGCUUCAGGAGAAUGCACAUGUUGUGGGAUCUCAUUUGAAGGAGAGGCUAACUGCAUUAAAAGAUAAAUAUGAUCUUAUUGGGGAUGUUAGAGGAAGAGGAUUGAUGCUUGGAGUUGAACUUGUCACUGAUCACAAGCUCAAAACUCCUGCAAAGCUUGAAACUCUUCAUAUAAUGGAACAGCUGAAAGAAAUCGGAGUAUUGGUCGGAAAAGGGGGAUUUUAUGGAAAUGUGUUCAGAAUGACCCCUCCGCUCUGCUUUACUAAAGAAGAUGCAGAUUUCCUAGUAGAUGCAAUGGAUUACACCAUGGGCAAGAUGUAAGUAAAGCUUCCCUCAAGUCUUAAAUGUAGAUAAAGAUAUGUUAUGUAAUUGUGAUUAUAUCACAAGUUGAUCCAUUUAUGCACUCUGCUUCUAUAAGGUUAAUAGACUGUGCUGUUUGGAUACCCUUUUAUUUUUUAAUGCUUAUUUUGGUGAAAAAAACCAUCACUCCUAUUUUUAUUUUUUACAUUUUUUUUACUUAAAAUCACUUAUUCAACUUUUCUAUCAAUAAUUAUUUAAUUAACAUUUAAUGCAUCUAUCGUGCAUAAUAAAUUUAAUUACAACACGCCAUUAAAAACAAGUGGAGCUUCAACAUAACUUUUAAUAAUUAAAUCAUAUUCGAUUUUUUCCCAAACUCAAAUAGAUUUGGAGAUUUAAUAAAUAUGAUUUGAAAAAAUUAAAUAAAACAUGAUACAAAAUAUAAUAUAAAAAAAAACACAAAAAAAUUAUGAAAGCCUAUAAACAUCACUUGAUCAUAUCUGUGGAUAAGAUGCUAUAGACAUUCAUAUCUCUGAUUUCUCCUUUACAAAACCCAUACUUCCUUAGCAGGCCUUAUUUCAAGAACCCAACCUUCUCCAACACCCUUUGAGACCCUACAUUUUCUACCUCUACCAAAGCUUCAACCCUUACGAGGCCUUGGAACUCUGUGAAGGCAUUGGCAACCGCCAUAUUCAACGUAGCUGUAGCAAUCCCUUGUCCCCAGUACUCUGCACUCACUGCAUACCCAAGGCGAGCUCUGCUUUUAUCAUUGCCGGAUCCUGGCUUGAUCGAAACGUAUCCGAUGGAACGAUCGUCUAAACAAAUGGAGCGACGAUAAGUUUGGGGUAUAGCAACUUUCUGGAGAUACGACAAGGCCUCUUCCCUGGAAGUGAUGGUGUUCCAUCUGAGAUAACGAGUAACUUUUUCGUCGCUUGCCCAUUUUAGGAAGUCGUCGACGUCGGGGAGGUGGAAUUGACGGAGGGAGAUUCUUGAUGGGUCCAUUUAUAUAAAGGUUAAAAGGAGGUCUUAGCGAGGAUUGAAAAAAAAAAAAAUCCCUUCGAACUUUGUCAAAUUAUUUUGUUCAUAAUGAAUCUACUAUUUAGUGCAUUGAAUUGAA